AAAAACGUGGUGAAUAUCUGUUCUCAGCUGUCAAGCUACAGCACCUCGCAAAUUUGCCAAAAGUAACACAAAAAAACACCAAACUACCGGUCGCUGCUGUUUGCCGCUCUCCACUUUACGCAGAACAGACGAACUACGGCACAAUUUAUCCGCACGGAGGAAUCGCAAACGCUCGCAGCAACGUGCAAGUACAUAAUAUUUAUUGUUAGCUUUUCAAAGGUACACAUACCUUUUCGCGUUCGGUGCAAUUGAUACGGUGCAAGGAAGCGCGUCAUUAGGCGGGAGACGGCGGUAAAGCGGGUCUUUGUCGGCGAAACACACACUCUCAAGCACAGAGGAAAAUGGAGAUCAACGAGAACAACUUCGAGCGGUUGGCCAGCUACCUGCAGCAGACACUGAAUCCGGAUCCGGAAGUACGGCGUCCAGCGGAACGUUUCAUCGAGAGCAUCGAGGUGAGCCAAAACUAUCCGCUGCUAUGUCUGCACCUGAUCGACCGGCCGCAGGUCGACAUGACGAUCCGGGUGGCGGCCGCAAUCGCGUUCAAGAACUUCAUCAAGCGCAACUGGGGCUUCCAUCUGGACAACGACGGGCCGAACAAGGUGAGCGAAUCGGACCGGACCGGCAUCAAGGGGCUGAUCGUACCAAUGAUGCUGAAAUCGCCGGCCGCCAUCCAGAAGCAGCUGAGCGAUGCGGUCAGCAUUAUUGGCAAGUACGAUUUUCCCACCAAGUGGCCGGAGCUGAUGGACGAGAUGAUUGAAAAGUUUGCCACCGGAGACUUUCACAUCAUCAACGGUGUGCUGCAGACGGCCCACUCGCUAUUCAAGCGGUACCGGUACGAGUUCAAGUCCCAGGAGCUGUGGGAGGAGAUCAAGUACGUGCUGGACAAGAUGGCGAAACCGCUCACUGAUCUGCUGCAGGCCACGCUCGGGCUAGCGGAGGCACACGCCGGCAACAAGGAGGCACUGAGCGUGAUCUACAACUCGCUGGUGCUCGUGUGCAAGGUGUUCUUUUCGCUCAACUCGCAGGAUUUGCCAGAAUUUUUCGAAGACAACAUGGAAACGUGGAUGAAGGCGUUCCACGGGCUGCUGACGGUGGACGUGCCGUGCCUGAAGACGGACGAUGACGAGGACGCGGGCGUGCUCGAGCAUCUGAGGUCGCAGAUCUGCGAAAACCUGUGCAUGUACGCGCUCAAGUACGACGAAGAGUUUAGCCCGUACAUGCCCCAGUUUGUGACGGCCGUCUGGGAGCUGCUGGUGAAAUCGCACAUCCACACCAAGUACGAUGCGCUCGUCUCGAAUGCGCUGCGCUUUCUGAGCACGGUGGCGGAGCGAACCCACUACCGCCAUCUGUUCGAGGAUCCGAACGUGCUGGCGAGCAUCUGCGAGAAGGUCAUCAUACCGAACAUGGACUUCCGCGUGUCGGACGAGGAGCUGUUCGAGGACAACCCGGAGGAGUACAUCCGGCGCGACAUCGAGGGCUCGGACGUGGAGACGCGCCGGCGGGCGGCCUGCGAUCUGGUGAAGUCGCUGCUGCAAAAGUUCGAGGCAAAGAUUGUGGAAAUUUUCGGCCAGUACCUGCAGGUGCUGCUGGCAAAGUACGCGGAAAAUCCGGCCGCCAACUGGAAGGCGAAAGAUACGGCCAUCUAUCUGGUCACGUCGAUGGCCUCGAAGGGCCAAACGCAGAAGCUUGGCGUUACGCAGACGUCCGAGCUGGUGCCGCUGCCCCAGUUCACGCAGCAGCAGAUCAUUCCCGAGCUGGAGCGGGCCGACGUUAACCAGCUGCCGGUGUUGAAGGCGGACGCGCUGAAGUUCAUCAUGACGUUCCGGACGAUCUUGGGACCGCAAAUCAUUGUCGCGACGAUGCCGCUGGUUUCGAAGCAUCUCGGUGCGGCUAGCGUUGUGGUGCACACGUACGCGGCCUGUGCGAUCGACAAGAUACUCACGAUGCGCGGUCCGGACAAGCAGCCGAUCGUGACGAAGGAGAUACUAUCGCCGCUGAGUGCGGAGUUGAUUGCGGGCCUGUUUGCGGCGAUCACCGUGCAGGGAUCGAACGAGAACGAGUACAUUAUGAAGUGCAUUAUGCGGGUGCUCAACACGCUACAGGAAGCGUCGCUGCCGUUUAUGAUCGUGGUGUUGCCGCGCCUGACCGACAUACUGUCGACCGUUGCGAAGAACCCAUCGAAACCACACUUUAACCACUAUCUGUUCGAAACGCUGUCCCUUUCUGUAAAACUCGUUUGCAAAGCCGAUCCUAAUGCGGUCAGCUCGUUCGAGGAGGCGCUUUUCCCCGUAUUCCAAGGCAUCCUUCAGCAAGACGUAUUGGAAUUCAUGCCAUACGUGUUCCAGAUGCUGUCACUGUUUUUGGAGAUACGCGAGGGCAAGAGCAACAUUCCAGACACGUACCUUGCGCUGUUCCCUUGCCUGCUGACGCCCGCCCUCUGGGAGCGGCCCGGCAACGUGACACCACUGAUUCGGUUGCUGUGCGCGUUUGUGCGGCAAGCUUCGGCGCAAAUCUCGGCCGACGACAAGCUGAACGGUGUGCUGGGUGUGUUCCAGAAGAUGAUUGCCUCCAAGAACAACGAUCACGAAGGGUUCUAUCUGUUGCAAAAUCUGCUCCUCUACUAUCCCGCCGAGGAGCUUGGCAGAAGUAUGCGACAGAUUUUCUCCCUGCUAUUCCAGCGGCUUAGUUCCUCCAAAACGACCAAGUUCGUGCGAAGCUUUAUCGUUUUUCUCUGCCUUUACACGGCUCGCGUUGGUCCGCAGGCACUGAUUCAGAUGAUCGAAAGCAUUCAAGCGCAAAUGUUUGGCAUGGUGGUGGAGCGCGUAUUUAUUCCCGACAUCAACAAAGUGUCCGGCGAGCUCGAGCAAAAGAUUGUGUCCGUCGGCAUCACGAAGCUGCUGUGCGAGUGUCCGGAAAUGCUGGCCGAACCGUACGUCCUGUUCUGGCCGCAGCUGCUGCAAACGGUGGUGCAGAUCUUUGAGCUGCCGCCGGACGGGUCGGCCAUCGAUGGGGACAACUUUAUCGAAAUUGAGGACGUGCCCGGUUACCAGGCCGCUUACUCGCAGCUCAACUUUGCCCAGUCCAAGCCGGUCGACCCGUUGCCGGACGUUGGGAAUGUGCGCCAGCAUCUGGUCCAGAACCUUGGCAAGCUGGCACAGGCGAACGGGGGCAAGGUUCGUACACUGAUUGCGGCCCUUCCAGCCGAUCACCAGGAGGCGCUGCAGAAGUACUGUGCCCAGAGUGGUGUUCAGAUCGCUUAGAGAGCGAGUCGGCGGGAAGGUCGUAAUAGUGUGAAGAAUCCUUUUCGGAAAUUGGCAAGCUCUGUUCGGAAUUUUGUGUUUUUAAUUGUUAAGAUGUAGAUUCGCUCCUCCGUGAUCGUGUGUGGUAUCCGUUAUACGCCAUUUUUAAGUUACAAAAUUAUCAUUUGUGUCCCACAUUGCAUAAUGUAUGGAUGUACUGUAAUAAAGCUCUUGUAAGUGUCGCUGUUGUCUUCUAAAAA
Anopheles coluzzii is the source of this 3499-nucleotide messenger RNA. RefSeq names its product exportin-2 (gene Cse1). The transcript has 6 exons. The coding region runs from base 342 to 3260 and encodes 972 amino acids. Gene Ontology annotation, cellular component: cytosol; nuclear envelope. The record is from RefSeq and is a predicted model, not a curated record. Gene Ontology annotation, biological process: protein export from nucleus; protein import into nucleus. Gene Ontology annotation, molecular function: nuclear export signal receptor activity; small GTPase binding. Lineage: Eukaryota; Metazoa; Arthropoda; Insecta; Diptera; Culicidae.